Molecule: messenger RNA, 4587 nt
Organism: Neospora caninum
Lineage: Eukaryota; Apicomplexa; Conoidasida; Eucoccidiorida; Sarcocystidae
Exons: 19
Coding region: 1-4587 (1528 amino acids)
Cellular component (GO): intracellular membrane-bounded organelle; membrane
Molecular function (GO): ATP hydrolysis activity; P-type calcium transporter activity; ATP binding
Source: RefSeq, a predicted model, not a curated record
AUGAGCACAGGACUUCCAUACCGAUCUGACAGUGAGCAGCAGCCCACGCUUCCCGAACCGGCUCCUGAGUCGCAGAGUCAACGGGUUUCCCAAAUUUCUGUCGACGUGCCGAGCGCUCCGCAGAUGGAUGAAACGCCUGUCGAGCCAUUCAACUUCACAACAGGGCAUCUCUACUCCCUUGUGCGGCGUUACGUUACGCGGACAAAGUACGAAGAGCUCGAGUUGCUGAAUGCUUACGGCGGAGUUGAGGCCUUUGAACCAGGCCUCGUUACCAGCUUCCAACACGGUUUAGACGUUUCGGAAGCUGCGGUCAAGCCGGUGUCUCCUAAGGCAGAAUUCAAGCCUAUGUCCCCUCGAGCGGCUCCACCGAUGGAUGAGGCUCAAGAACUCCUCCAGAAACGGAAGGGAGCAUUUGGCGUCAAUAUCCUCCCCCAAAGGCGGCCUACUCCCUUCUGGCGGCUCUGCGUUGAAGCCGGUUCGGAUUUUACGUUGCGGAUUCUAACGCUUUGUGGACUCAUUUCAAUUGUCUUAGGUGUCACGCUCGGCGAACACCCUGAAGUCGAGUGGAUUGAGGGCUUCGCCAUUUGGGUCGCCGUCGUUGUCGUCAUCGCCGUCACCGCUACCAACGACUGGGUCAAAGAAAAACAGUUCCGGAAACUUGGAAAAGUGAAAGAUGACAGACUCUGCCGCGUGGUGCGGGCUGGGAAAGAACGGCAAACGCCUGUGGCCACGCUGCUGGUCGGCGACAUUGUUCGCUUGGAAAUGGGAGACGAAGUGCCUGCAGAUUGUCUGCUGGUGGCUGGAGUCGAGGUCCGCGCCGACGAGUCGGCGCUCACGGGCGAGUCUGAGGCGAUUUCCAAGGAGCCGCCCAAGGAGUGCUGGGCAGCGGUCGAGCGCUUGCGCGGGGCCUCGCCAUGUGACCGCGCUGGUGCGGGAAAAGAAUCUCGAGCGGGAGAAAAAGGGCCGGGGAGCGAGAGAGAGGCGCGGAGGGGGACGGUCGGCGAGGACGCCCAAGACGGCCAACCAGAGAACCAAGGCGCAGGAGACAUCAGAGAAGACCACGCGACGGAGGAGCCUGCGGAGUCGCUGCCUGCGUCGCCGACGCCUCGCGCGUCCUCUGCUUCUUCGGACAGGCAGCGCGCGAGUUUUUUGCGGAGAACCACACGCACCUCGUCUUCGCUCCUGCGAGGCCGAAGAGAGUGCGCAGAACAGGCGCCGAGUGCGACGGCCGCGGACCACCACGCCGUUCCUUCGCCGAUUCUCCUCGCUGGCACCGCUAUCGUCGGCGGGAGCGGCCGAGCGCUCGUGCUCGCAGUCGGCACGCACUCGCAACAGGGAGAAAUGUACAAGCAACUCACGGCGUUCGACGCGCAGCCGACGCCGCUGCAAAAUAAGUUGAAUGCUCUGGCAAGAGAUAUCGGAAGGAUUGGUUUCAUGGCCGCCUGCCUGACGCUUUUCGUCCUCUUUCUCCAGUACUGGAUUUUGUACGGUCUUCUCGCGAAAGACGCGCGGCCGUCUGCAGGCGCCAUCGGCCGCGAGCACGUGGACUUCCUGGUCACUGCGAUCACCAUUCUCGUGGUAGCAGUGCCAGAGGGCCUUCCUCUAGCGGUGACGAUUUCCCUCGCCUACUCCAUCGGGAAGAUGCUGAAGGACCAGAACUACGUGCGGCGCCUGGCGGCCUGCGAAACCAUGGGCGGGGCAAACGAGAUCUGCAGCGACAAAACCGGGACGUUGACGAGAAACAUGAUGAGUGUCGAGGCUGCGUGGAACGGGACAGACCUCACCUACCGAGACGACGAGUUGUGGAAGACGUGGAAAAAACGCGGAAGAGAGAUCGGCCAGCGCGGCCUCCUCCUUACGAGCGACGCCCGCAAAGUGCAGAACAGAGCGCGACCGCUCACUCCCCACCAAAACCCGAACGAGAAGGGAAUGGAAAGCGCGACAGAAGACGGCAGAAGCAAACCCGCAGAGCCUGGGCCCGCACGCGGCUCCUGCUUUCCUACAAAACACCUCCAGAUCUUGAUGGACAACAUCGCGUUAAACAGCACGAGCGUUCUGGAGAGAGAAACGCGGUCGACUGUCGACUCCUCCGUGAGGAGUAGAUUGAUUUCUAUGGCGAGCAACAACGUCGCCAAAACGACUGCCGAUGUCACCAAGCAAGUUGGAUCCCCGACGGAAUGCGCCCUCCUGGAGUUUGCUGGCGAGAUGGGCUUCGACUACGAACGCAUAAGAGACGAAAAAAUUCUCGAAGAUGCAGACUUGGUCCAUCGCGAACCGUUUACCAGCGACAGGAAAAUCAUGACGACGGUCGUGCACGCGUGGGACGAAUCAGCCGAGGCGCAUUCGCCGAGUUCGAGUUCCUCUUCCUGUUCCCCAAGCGCGUCUUCUGCAACCCAAGAUUCUUCCUCUUCUUCUUCGUCGUCUUCUGCUCUUCCUUCUCUAGCGCGGCUUCCUUCUUCUCGCCGGCGCACGCUGCGCGUCUUCGUGAAGGGCGCAGCAGAGACGGUGUUAAAGCUGUGCACGCAUGUGAUUGUUCCACUUCCCGAGGACGCACCAGACGGCGCGGAUCGAGGGAUACCAUGCGUGGCGGCGCGCGACGUAGCCCCUCUGGAUGCAGAGAAAAUCAUCGCAAUUGAGCGCGAAAUCAUUCACAAACUCGCUGGCGAGGCCCUACGAACGAUUUGCCUCGCCUACCGGGACAUCCCCGUAGAAGAAGGCGACACAACCUGGCUCCAGGACAGCGAAAUCCGACCCUUCAAAAAAAUGGAAACCGGCCUCACGUGCCUCGCCAUCGUCGGAAUCAGGGACCCUGUUCGCCCUGAAGUCCCUGCGGCAGUCUGUGCGUGUCAGAAUGCGGGCAUCAAAGUGAGGAUGGUCACGGGAGAUAACAUCGAAACGGCGAAGCAGAUUGCCAUCAAAUGCAACAUUUACCACCCCGAGAAAAAGGGAUUGGCGAUGACAGGCCCCGAAUUUAAUGCGCUGGUGGGCGGCGUCGUUUGCAGCGCGUGCCGGACGGCCGUCUGCGAUUGCCCGCGGGAUCCCACCGAAGAGAAAAGGACCGGCAAGAAGAUGCGCAUCGACGUGAUCGCCUUCCCCGAAGCAUUCAACGAAAUUGCUGACAAUCUCGAGGUGCUCGCCCGGUCUCAGCCUAUGGACAAAUACGCCCUCGUUGUAGGACUGAAGGAACUGCGAGGGACAGUUGUCGCAGUGACUGGCGACGGCGCGAACGACGCACCUGCUCUCAAGAAAGCCGAUGUGGGUUUUGCGAUGGGACUCUCAGGAAAAGAAGUUGCGAAGCAGGCAGCCGAUAUCGUCCUCCUCGACGACAACUUUGGCAGCAUUGUGAAGGCGGUGAAGUGGGGAAGAAAUGUGUACGACAACAUUCGAAGGUUCCUUCAGUUUCAACUAACCGUUAACGUCGUCGCUGUCGUUACAGCUUUCCUAACAGCGACGAUGAUCCGCGAAAGUCCGUUGACAGCCGUGCAAAUGCUGUGGGUGAAUUUGAUCAUGGAUUCGUUCGCGUCGCUCGCGCUCGCCACCGAGCCUCCGACUGACGAGUUGCUAAACCGAAAACCUCACAGCCGGAAUGAUUACCUCAUCAGCAAGGCAAGCGCGACUACCGAGAAAACCCCUUUGUCCCCCUUCUGUGACACAAACACCCAGACCUGGGGCGCCCUCCGGAGAAGGGGGGGAGGCUCCUGUCUCUUUCCUUUGCUCGGCGCGAUCGCGCAGAUCAUGUUCAGAAACAUCGUGGGACAAGCUGUCUACCAACUGACCGUCAUGUUUCUGCUGAUUUUUGGAGCUGACCGAUUCGUCCCCGAAAACCCCUGGGUUUACCUCUCUGCCGAAACUCGUCAGGAAUUUCCGGAAUUUUGCGAGUUCAGCGACUGCACGCCAGAUGCGACUGGUCACGCCUCGGGAACGCUCUUGAGGUCGGGGCGUCGCUACUUUCUCUUUUCGAAUGAAGAAGAUUACGCGAACCGGUGGCGAGUCGACUUGGGCGCGUCCAGACACUACACGCUGGUGUUCAAUGUCUUUGUGUUUAUGCAAAUCUUCAACAUGAUCAAUGCUCGCAAGAUCAACGACGAAUGGAACGUCCUCUCUGGGGUCCUCCGAAACAAAAUGUGGAUCUUCAUCGCCUUUUUCAUCUUCACCGUCCAGGUUCUCGUCGUGGAAUUCGGCGGCCUCGCCCUGAGCUGCCACAAGCAGGGACUGACGGCGGUUCAAUGGGGAAUUUCCAUCGCCUUUGGCGCCGGCAGUGUCUUGGUGGGAUUUCUCCUUCACCUCAUCCCCUACACCUUUUUGCCAGAGACAGGAAAGAAGGAAGUCGAUUUACUUCACGAAGGCCCCUCCCUUGCUCUCGCAUCUCGAGGAAGGCUUUCUUCCGAGCGCUUGUCAGUUCGCCUAGGUGGUGGCUUAGGCAUGACAUCUGAACAAAAGCGCGCUCUAAUCGAACGUGUCGCCGGAAACGGAAGCACCUCUUUUGGUGGCGCAGGCCGCUCUUUCAAACCCGUGAACUCCGCGGUUAACCGGUCCACUAUCAAACCUCCGAAGCCGAUAUUACGUCAGACCGCCACGAUCGUUUAG